Messenger RNA from Monosiga brevicollis MX1, 873 nucleotides. RefSeq lists its product as uncharacterized. NCBI's taxonomy places the organism in Eukaryota, Choanoflagellata, Craspedida, Salpingoecidae. The transcript is spliced from 2 exons. The record is from RefSeq and is a predicted model, not a curated record. The coding region runs from base 1 to 873 and encodes 290 amino acids.
AUGCCAUUUAGUGUUAUGCAUACUCCUGUUGACCAGCGAGUCACUCGUAGCCGUGGCGCUGUGCAAAGCGCUGCUCGCGCUGCUGCCACCAGAAACUUUGAGGCUCGCACCGACCUCACGCGCGACUUCCAGCACGAAGAAGAUCAUGCCGAACCCCACGCUCUCGAUUGCUUGGUCAACGAGCAUGAGGAAGAGGAAAGACCGAAAAUGGCCGCCACCGGGUCGCACCCGGCCACGCCUUCGACAGGAGCCGCUCCCGUCGAGGCUACCGCGAGCGCUUCUCGCCAUGCCGCAAGCGCCGCCGCCACAUCAGCCGCCGCCGCGGGCCCUGGAUCCCCCCGCAACAAUGACGCCGCCGUGGCCCAGGUCCACAGGACCCUGCAAGCCCUAGUGCACUCUCUAGGCUCCCAACAUCAGCUCCAAUCGCAGAUUGCCGAGCUUGAACGCGAGAUAAACGCUGCCCUUCGGCUCAUCCCGGACAGGGGCCGCUCACAUGGUUCGUUACGCGCGCACGAGACCCAGUCGCCUUCUCGUGACCUUGCGACCGAUUUUUCUUUGCUCGCUCCCUCGCCCGCGGCGCACCCGACUGCCCGCGAUGGCGAAGUGGCGUUUGGCCUGGCCUCCAAUCGCCCUCUACCCCGGCUCCCGAGAGAGCCCGUGCACGAAUCGCUCUCUCACGACUCUCGUUAUCGUCAUGGCUACAAGACAGAACAAGACAGAAGGAGGGAAGUGGAACGACCGAGAGCUGAAAGCAAAGCUGUGCAACCCCGACAACAAAAUCACGACGGCACGCANAACAACACAAGAGAACAAGCUACAUUCAUCGGCUUCUAUCAUGCCAAGAAGUACAAGCGCGAAGAAUCACGCACAUAG